Oncorhynchus nerka (sockeye salmon) is the source of this 4164-nucleotide messenger RNA. Its product is annotated as NLR family CARD domain-containing protein 3-like. Gene Ontology annotation, biological process: intracellular signal transduction. Gene Ontology annotation, molecular function: protein binding. The record is from RefSeq and is a predicted model, not a curated record. Lineage: Eukaryota; Metazoa; Chordata; Actinopteri; Salmoniformes; Salmonidae.
UUCAUUCUCAACACAAAGGAAACUCUCACUGACUUGACAUGUUCUGGUUUUGAAUUCAGGCUGCAAGGUAAGAAUCCUACCAGGGAUUAUUCAUGUAGGAUGUUGGUAGAAAGUUGAAGAUACAGAGCCACUUGUCAUCAGAAAGGUACUCUCUCAGCAGAACCGAAAAUAUUUCAAUGACUUGACAUGUUCUGGUUGUGAAUUCAGGCUACAAGGGGUCAUUGCUCGAAAAUGAGUCUCUCUGGGGAGAGAGAGGAGGGCAGCCAAUUCUCUAAAAUGAGUCUCUCUGGGGAACAUGACACCAAAGCUAAGAGGGGUCAGUGCUCUAAAAUGAGUCUCUCUGGGGAGAGAGAGGAGGGGGGCCCUGCCUCUAAAAUGAGUCUCUCUGGGGAGAGAGAGGAGGGGGGCCCUGCCUCUAAAAUUCAUCUCUCUGAGGGACAUGACACCAAAGCUAAGAGCCCAAUCAAGCAGGAGAGACCAGCCUCCCCUGUUCCCAGCUGUGUGUCCAUGAAGAGUGACCGGUCUAUGAAUCAACCUAUAGAGUUUAGAGAGGGAGACUUUUCUACUGAACAAAGGUUUAAGGGCAACGUAGCACGUCUGGUGAACAGGGCAGAGUCCCAUAUCAUCAGGCAAACCAGUAGAAACUGGAUCAGCAGCACAACAAGACCAAUCAAGCAGGAGAGACCAGCCUCCCCUGUUCCCAGCUGUGUGUCCGUGAAGAGUGACGGGUCUAUGGAUCAACCUUUACAGUUUAGAGAGGGAGACUUUUCUACUGAACAAAGAAACCAACAGGAGAGAUCAGGGUCAGAGAUUCUCAGUUGUCAGUCUUCCCAGAGUCAUCAAACAGACCUGGCCUCCAUAUUCAGUUUGCUUGAAGAGAAAAUUAUGACAUUUGUGAAGAACGAGCUGAAGAUGUUCAAGAGGAUUCUUAGUCCAGAACUCCCACAAGGCUUUGAGAGUCAGAAACGGGAUAAGGAAGUGGUGGAUGCUGAAGAUGAGAAGCAGGAGAGCAGUGCCAGAGAGGGGGCUCUGAAGAUCACACUGCACAUCCUGAGGAAAAUGAACCAGAAGGAGCUUGCUGACACACUGGAGAAAUAUGAGCUCGCUGUGAUUUGCCAACGUGAACUCAAAUCUAAUCUAAAGAAGAAGUUUCAAUGUGUAUUUGAGGGGAUCGCUAAACAAGGAAACCCAACACUUCUCAAUAAGAUCUACACAGAGCUCUACAUCACAGAGGGUGGAACAGGAGAGGUCAAUAAUGAACAUGAGCUGAGACAGAUUGAGACAACAACCAGGAAACAAGCAAGACCAGAGACUGCAAUCAAAUGUAACGACAUCUUCAAACCCUUAACUGGACAAGACAAACUUAUCAGAACUGUGCUGACAAAGGGAGUCGCUGGCAUUGGAAAAACAGUCUCUGUGCAGAAGUUCAUUCUGGACUGGGCUGAAGGAAAAGCAAACCAGGAUGUCCAAUUUGUAUUUUCAUUCCCUUUUCGGGAGCUGAAUUUGAUGAAAGAGGACAAACACACUUUCAUUGAACUUCUUAAUCACUUCUCAAUGGAAACCAAACAAUCAAGAAUCUCCAACUACGACAAGUACAAAGUUCUGUUCAUCUUUGAUGGUCUGGAUGAGUGCCGACUGCCCCUAGACUUCCAGAAGAACAAGAUCUGUUGGGACGUCACAGAGUCAACCUCAGUGGAUGUUCUGCUGACAAAUCUCAUCAGGGGAAAUCUGCUUCCCUCUGCUCUCCUCUGGAUAACUACCCGACCUGCAGCAGCCAAUAAGAUCCCUUCAUGGUGUGUUGACCAGGUAACAGAAGUACGAGGGUUCAAUGACCCACAGAAGGAGGAGUACUUCAGGAAGAGAUUCAGUGAUGAGGACCUGGCCAGCAGAAUCAUCUCACACAUAAAGACAUCAAGGAGCCUCCACAUCAUGUGCCACAUUCCAGUCUUCUGUUGGAUUUCUGCUAUAGUCCUUGAACACAUGUUGAAACAUAAGAGAGAAGAGAUGCCCAAGACUCUGACUGAGAUGUACACACACCUUGUGGAGUUUCAUACCAAACAGAAGAAUGAAAAGUAUCUUGAGAAAGAAGAGACAGGUCCACACUGGAAUAAAGAGAGCAUUCUGUCACUGGGAAAACUGGCUUUUCAACAGCUUGUGAAAGGCAAUCUGAUUUUCUAUGAAGAAGACCUGAAAGAGUCUGGCAUUGAUGUUAAUGAAGCCUCAGUGUACUCAGGAUUGUGCACACAGCUCUUUAAAGAGGAAUGUGGGCUGUACCAGGACAAGGUGUACUGCUUUGUUCAUCUGAGCAUUCAGGAGUUUCUGGCUGCUGUAUAUGUGUUCCUCUCAUUCAUCAACAACAAUGAGAAUCUAAUGGAUGAACUGCAAACAAACGACGAGCCUGAAGUUACUUUCUAUAAGAGUGCUGUGGAUAAAGCCUUACAAAGUGAGAUGGGAAACCUGGACCUUUUCCUCCGCUUCCUUCUGGGCCUCUCACUGGAGUCCAAUCAGAAACACUUACGAGGUCUACUGACAAAGCCAAGAAGCAACUCACAGAGCCAUGAAGAAACAGUCGAGUACAUCAAGGAGAAGAUCGGGGAGGAUCUCUCUCCAGAGAGGAGCAUCAAUCUGUUCCACUGUCUGAAUGAACUGAAUGACCAUUCUCUAGUGGAGGAGAUCCAACGCUUCCUGAACUCAGGAAGUCUCUCAAAACCCAAACUGUCACCUGCACAGUGGUCAGCUCUGGUCUUUGUGUUGCUGACUUCAGAAAAGGAGCUGGAUGUGUUUGACCUGAAGAAAUACUCCAGAUCAGAGGAAGGUCUUCUGAGGCUGCUGCCAGUGGUCAAAGCCUCCAGAGCUGCUCUGCUGUCAGGCUGUGGAGUCACAGAGGAAGGCUGUGCUUCUCUGGUCUCAGCUCUGGAGUCAAACCCCUCACACCUGAGAGAGCUGGAUCUGAGUAACAAUGACCUGAAGGAUUCAGGAGUGAAGCUGCUCUCUGCUGGACUGGGGAAUCCCCACUGUAAACUGGAGACUCUGAGGCUGUCAGGCUGUCUAGUCACAGAGGAAGGCUGUGCUUCUCUGGUCUCAGCUCUGAGGUCAAACCCCUCACACCUGAGAGAGCUGGACCUGAGCUACAAUCACCCAGGAGACUCAGGAGUCAGACUGCUCUCUGCUGGACUGGAGGAUCCACACUGCAGACUGGAGAAACUCAAUGUGGAACAUGGUGGAGAGAACAGAAUGAAACCUGGACUUAGAAAAUAUGUCUGUGAUCUCACACUGGACCCAAACACAGUAAACAGACACCUCUCUCUGUCUGAGGAGAACAGAAAGGUGACAUGUAGGAGAGAGAAGCAGCCGUAUCCUGAUCACCCAGAGAGAUUUGAGGACUGGGGACAGGUGCUGUGUAGAGAGGGUCUGACUGGGCGCUGUUACUGGGAGGUAGAGUGGAGUGGGAGAGGGGCUGAUAUAGGAGUGGCAUAUAAAGGAAUCAGCAGGAGAGGAAGGUUUAAUGACUGUUGUCUUGGACACAAUGACAAGUCCUGGAGUCUGACCUGCUAUGACAACAAUUACACUGCCUGGCACAAUAAUAAUCCCACUACCAUAGACGUCCCUCCUAGACCCCACAGAGUAGGAGUGUAUCUGGACUGGCCAGCCGGCACUCUGUCCUUCUAUAGAGCCUCCUCUGACACACUGACCCACCUGUUCACAUUCACCUCCACAUUCACUGAGCCCCUCUAUCCAGGGUUUAGGGUUUGGGAUAAUGACUCCUCCUCAGUGUCCCUGUGUCAGGUGGUUCCUGUGUCAAACACAACAUGAUCUUUCACUCUAAUCAUGGGUUUUAUGUUUGAUCAGAAUAUGACCCUUAAAUACAUAGAGUAACAAACACCAAUUUGGGUUUAUUCCUUUAAAUAGUAACUCUGUGUCUGUCUCUUUCUGUGAUCCUGAGAGAAUGGUUCAGACGCACCACACACACACUUGACACACAGACACACAGACACACACACACAUGGAACAUUUUAGUUGUAUGUGUCCACAUAACUGAGUAUGUGACUGACCUUGUGAAACUGUUAUAAUGUCCUGUUCUUGGGAGUAAAAUCCUGUGUUGUCAACCAGCUCUCCGACUCACAAAAUAACUUGAACCCGACAAUAAAAAAGAAGGAAAACAGA